AUGCUUUCUUCACAACCUUCAUCCAUGUUGACGGCUCAGCCUCAUCAUCAGCUUGCUCUUGUUUCCGAUAUGAAACAAUUUUUACUUGGAAAGGUUGGAAAGUUAGGAAGCGAUGAGGAAUAUAUUGUAUCAAAUGGUAGCAAUAACAGUCAUCAUUGGGAAGGAAAAUCGUUUUCGGAAUUGGUUAAAAUUAUUCUUGAUCAUGUUUCAUUAUUUUCUGAUUCCGAUAUCCAGAGAUUGGUGAUUCCAUAUAUUAUCUUGUAUAAAAAGAAGAAGAAGGAAACAAGUCUUGUGGAACGUUUUUGUUAUUUGGUGGAGGCUAUUUGUUCUCAUCGGCAUUUUCCGAUUAUUAUUUCUAAUUUAUUAAUACCCUUGUUGAGUGAGAGGGAUUUUUAUGAAUAUUGCUUGAAAGAUGGUUUUGAGGGAUCGAAAUUAAGUACAAGUAAUAUUGAGCAUGAAUCGUUGGUGAAAGUGUUAACAACACUGCACGAGAAGGUUACCACUUUGUACUAUGCCAAUGAUAGUGGAAACUUGACACAAAAUAAUAAUAAUGAAGAGUCAAAGAAAAAUAGUUUGAUUGUAGAGUUACUUGAUCAAGCAUCUCAGACAACUGUGUUUAGAGAAAAUGAAUGGAAAAAAGAGAAUGUUUAUGCACGUACGAACUCCUCUCUAUGGAGGCUCCCUACAUUUUUUAAAUCAGAGUUGUAUAUCAAACACAUCAUUCUCUCAUUAGACUUUACCGCAACACACAACGGAAGGUUUCAAGAAGGAAAUUCUAACAGUUUGAACAUUAGCACUCAAUCAUCUUUGCACUCGUAUAAUAUUACGCUUUUAUCUGACUUGAUUACUCAAUUCAACAAGAGGGGGUACAUGUCCAUUUGUUGUGACAUACUCACGGAUUGGUAUUGGCAAUGUCAUAGCUGUCUCUCAUCAUUUUUCUCAGCAAUGGAGCAGAAAAAUAAUAUGCAUGCAUUGAUUAAGGAAUUUGUGUUAAAAAUUCUCUCAAAUGACGUUUCUAAAGAAGAUUAUGACCACUUUGUAAAUUUCAUAUCUGCAAUGAUGACUUCCUCCAUUGUAUGGUAUGAUUGCAUGACAAAUUCCAUGAUUCUCAAGUACACUUUUGCAGAGUUGGUUGUAAAUAGAAAUAGAUACAUUUUUGUGAAAUUAUUAAUGGAUGUAGCUUUGAAAACAGCUGAGACCUGUAAGGACAAACCUUUAUCAACUGUAACGGAUUUUAUAAGCGCAACAUGGAAGACUCACUUUUUCAGCAUGCAAUCCAAUGUUGAACAGCAACUAUUUGUAUCGUAUUGUCUAGCUGGAUUAAUCUCAAUAAUGACCAAACAAGAAUUUGAAAAUUCAGAGACUCUCAGAAAUUGUAUUGAGGGCAUACAGCAACGACUACAUUCCUCAAAUUUUCAUAUAAGAAGGAGUUGUGCAUUGAUCUCACUUCAAAUGAGCAAGACCAUCAAUCCAAAACAGAGUCCAUUGGUGCUUUUUGACGAUUUGAAAGAUUGUCUCAAUGAAUUUCACAGCCAUCUUUCUCAGUCUAUUUCAGCAAACGCAGCCUCUUCGAUUCGAAAGCAACAUCCGUCUGAAGGUUUGUCCAUGACAACUGGCGUGAAUGCUCUAAACAACAAAAAGCAAGCAAAAAUGUCAUCCAACAAGAGGGAAAAGAAAGCAUUCAAUCCUAAUGCAUUACUCAUUGAUGACGAUGACGAGUCGUCAGAAGAUGAGCAAGCCGACAAUGAAGAACUUUCUGAUUCUACCUCUGUUGAAUCAUUGCAAUCUCUAGAAAUGUCAGAUGACGAGGGAGGUGGAAAUGAUGAAAUGAACCCAUACAAACCAUACUAUGUGAGAGAUUUAAUCGAUUUUCUAUUUGCCAACGAUCAAGACAAGGACCAAAUGUUGAAAAUUGAAGCAGCUCUCAAGUUUGCAGUUCCUGUCAUUGAAAAGACAGAUCCAAAGAUACUUCAACUCAAUGCUGUACAUCUUUGUACGGCCUUAUUGACUUGUAGUGAAACUCAUAUUCAUAACUACUUUACUUAUCGAAUGGAUGCCAUGGUUUCAUUGUUAACAAAGAGUUGCAUGUCCAUUGUGGAUUUACAAUACGACAAACAAGAUCAGAGAUUCAUUGACUUUGAAGAUGAGACUGUGCUAUUGUUCCUCACAACCAAGUUUUGGUCCAAUCAAGUCACUCAAGCGCAACGAAUUGAUAUUUUAACAGUACUCGUUAAAGCGGCCAUCAAUUUAUCCAAUAAUAAUUCAUUGGUCAGUCCUCAAGAUUUGAAUUCAUCACAACUGAGAAAGGAAGCACUGGAUCAAAAGUCCUCGCAAGAACAGAGCACAUCAUCUCUCCCUCCACCACAAUAUCCUCCCAAUACCAAAAGAUGGGGCUCUGCUCUCAACCCUUCGAAAAGAAAGCAAAUAGAGACACGGCCCAAUUACUUUUUGCUGCACGCCAAUCGAUUUUACUACAUGCUCUUGAGAACCAAGUCAAAAGUUUCAGAGACUAUUCACAUCAUGUUUGGAGAGGAUAAUUUAGUGCUCUCCAAAAUUGUACAUACAUUGGGGGUUUUCUUGUUUUGCUGUGGAACCAAUCCAGCACCUCUCGUAGCUCAACAAUUAGGAAAGAAUACUCUGGAAUUUUUAUGGACCUUGAUUUUGCAUUGCAAGGAUGUUUCCACUUCAAAUAAUCUAAGAUUGAGCGUGCUAGGAACAUUGAAUACAGCCAUUUCAUGUUGCACGUCUACCAUUUUGCUUGAGGAGCUACUGGUGGAUAUUCAUCAAGUGUUUGAUUGGCUCUUAAACACAAGCGACAAUGACAGUCACUUGGAAUGUAGGGAAAUGGCCAAAAUGGUCCUAUCAACUCUAUCAUCCAAAAUGAAGAUUUAG
This is a messenger RNA of Naegleria lovaniensis, 2892 nucleotides long. RefSeq lists its product as uncharacterized. The record is from RefSeq and is a predicted model, not a curated record. Bases 1 to 2892 code for a protein of 963 amino acids. The transcript has 3 exons. Gene Ontology annotation, biological process: protein stabilization; telomere maintenance via telomerase. Gene Ontology annotation, cellular component: cytosol. Gene Ontology annotation, molecular function: telomeric repeat DNA binding; Hsp90 protein binding. Lineage: Eukaryota; Heterolobosea; Eutetramitea; Acrasida; Naegleriidae.